Messenger RNA from Manis pentadactyla (Chinese pangolin), 7023 nucleotides. RefSeq names its product MON1 homolog B, secretory trafficking associated (gene MON1B). The coding region runs from base 168 to 1835 and encodes 555 amino acids. The transcript is spliced from 7 exons. Gene Ontology annotation, biological process: vesicle-mediated transport; protein targeting to vacuole. The record is from RefSeq and is a predicted model, not a curated record. Lineage: Eukaryota; Metazoa; Chordata; Mammalia; Pholidota; Manidae.
GAGCCGCGCCCCCUCACGCCGACAGUCUUCAGUAAGAGAAGGGUCCCCGCCCGUCUGUUAGCUGUGCGAUCCCGUGCUGAGGGAAGGACUGCAGAGGACGGCUGGAUUCCCAACCAGAUCCGACAGAAACCCGGGAGUGGCGCGCGCCAUCUCAACGGGAUGAGCAGAUGGAGGUCGGAGGAGACACUGCUGUCCCAGCCCCCGGGGACGCGGAGGACUUGGAGGGCGCGCGGCUCCCCAGUGUGGAGGCUGGAGACGGUGGAGGGAUGCACGAGAACCCGCUGGAUCCCGGAGACACGGGCCUGGAGGGAACAGGACCGGAGACGAAGGACCAGCCACCUGACCUGCUGACACCACUGCCCCAGUCAGAGACCCCAUCAGAGGUUCCAUCAUGCACGUGUGGGCUCUGGGGUCCUGCAGCCUCUGAAACUAGUCCCAUGGGUGGCCCUGAGAGUGGCUCUGGGGGCCAGGGCGGGGACCCCAGUGACGAGGACUGGCGCAGCAAGCGGAAGCAUGUGUUUGUGCUGAGUGAGGCAGGCAAGCCUAUCUACUCAAGGUACGGUAGUGUGGAGGCACUGUCGGCUACCAUGGGUGUGAUGACAGCCCUCGUGUCCUUCGUGCAGAGUGCGGGAGAUGCCAUCCGCGCCAUCUACGCUGAGGACCACAAGCUGGUGUUCCUGCAGCAGGGCCCACUGCUGCUGGUGGCCGUGUCAAGGACUCCGCAGUCCGCAGCCCAGCUACGCGGGGAGCUGCUGGCUGUGCACGCACAGAUCGUAAGCACGUUGACUCGCGCAAGCGUGGCCCGCAUCUUCGCACGCAAACAGAACUACGACCUGCGCCGCCUGCUGGCUGGCUCAGAGCGCACCCUAGACCGGCUUCUGGAUAGUGUAGAGCGAGACCCAGGUGCGCUGCUCCUGGGUGCAGUGCGCUGCGUGCCCCUUGCUCGCCCACUGCGGGACGCACUGGGUUCACUGCUGCGACGUUGCACAGCACCUGGCCUGGCCCUGUCAGUGCUGGCGGUGGGUGGUCGACUGGUGACAGCAGCCCAGGAGCGGACCGUGCUGGCUGAGUGCCGGCUGGACCCAGCCGACCUGCAGUUGCUGCUUGACUGGGUAGGCGCACCGGCCUUUGCGGCAGGGGAGGCCUGGGCACCUGUGUGCCUGCCCCGCUUCAACCCCGACGGUUUCUUCUACGCCUACGUGGCCCGCCUGGAUGCCAUACCUGUCUGCCUGCUGCUGCUUGGCACCAAUCCCGAGGCCUUCCAUGACAUGGCCACUUGCCGGCGCCUGGUAGAAGAGGGCAUGCACAGCCUUGGUGCCAUACGUGCCCUUGAGGAGUUGGCCAGUUUCUCUCAUGCCCCAUCCACCAAUGCACCCGCCUACAGUGUGCAGGCUGUGGGGGCACCUGGCCUCCGGCACUUUCUCUAUAAGCCACUGGACAUCCCUGACCAUCACCGCCAGCUGCCUCAGUUUACCAGCCCGGAGCUGGAGGACCCCUACGGCAGAGAGGGGGAGCGGCAGCGCCUGUCCGACCUGUAUCACCGCCUGCACUCACGCCUCCACAGCGCCUCCCGGCCCCUGCGCCUCAUUUACCAUGUGGCUGAGAAGGAGACUCUGCUGGCCUGGGUGACCUCAAAAUUUGAGCUCUAUACCUGCCUUAGCCCCCUGGUGACCAAGGCAGGGGCCAUCUUGGUAGUGACCAAACUCCUGCGCUGGGUGAAGAAAGAGGAGGAUCGGCUCUUCAUCCGUUACCCACCCAAGUACUCCACACCCCCCGCAGCUCCAGCUGCCUCUACAGACCAAGCUUCCCAUAAUGGCUUGUUCACCGGCCCUUGAGUGGGGAACUCAAGAUGGCAGACCUGGGAAUGACACCUGUGGUCCCCACCCUGGAAAAGGGCAGGAGGAUGGGGGUUGGAGGUGGUGUCUGUGACUGGUCCCUGUCUCCUUGGGCAGUGGGCAAGAUCAGAGGGCCUGCCCCCCAAUGAGAAAUGGGUGGCAGGGUGACUGUACCCCCUGCUUCCUCAGCUGCCUCUGCCACCUUCACAUCUGGGGAAGUACUUGGGCCUCGUCUUCCCCUUCCUCUGAUGCUGCAGCCUUUGCCUGGCGCUGUCUCCUGCCAUCCCGGGCACCACACCCUCUGUCCUGCAUCAGGAGUCUGCCCCCUCUGUGGGGUCUUAGCCCUGCAUGUCCAGGGCUGGCCAAGGUCUCUUUGUGUGGCCCAGGUCUGGAACUGGGAAUGGAAGACAGCCUGUGGCUUGGACCUGGCCUGAGGAUAUUUUAAAGAAAAAACUGUAAGAAACCUAAAACCAAACCCCACUAGGAUGCUCCCUUGUCGUUAGUGUACUUCAUCUCUUCCCUGUCAGAAAAGCCCCCAUCAGUGCUGGCCACUGUCAGUGAGGUGGUGGCCUCCAGGGCCUCACCUGUCUGUGUGACCCCGAGCAAAGCACUCGACGGCACAUGGUGGCUGAGGACGAGUUUUUAAGUCGGGGUGCCCUUGGCUUUUAAGUCUCAUUCUUCUCAUCUAUGAAAUAGAUGACUAAGCUCUCACAGGCUGUUAAGUGAGGAUCUGUGAACAGAAAGACUCGAAUGCGUGCGUAUCACACACAGCACCUGCACACUUGUCCCACAGUGACAGCACAAGCAACCUGGACAGCACGCAAGCCCCGGCCCACCGGGACCCUGGUUCUGGCCUUGGGUCGUACCAUCCUGGGUCAUGGCCUCGUGGUGUGCGCAUGCGCCCUGCGCCCUAGCUGUCAGGCAGGGCCCGGGGCGCUCCACUUGCUGGGAGGAAACCCUCUGCUCCUCAUGCUGGUCAACCGCUGCGGGGACGCGCGCUGCACGCAUGCUCGCUGCACAGCCUCUGCCCUGGCGUUUUAAACCAAUUGUCUAAGGCGCAUGUGCACAAAGAGGCACGUUGGAAAAUGGCGGGGAAACCGGAACCGCCAGAAAUUGCGGAGGAGGCUGAAUGUAGUGAGGGCAGGUGGGGGGGGAGCCUUCGUCCCUUUACAGUAACGAAAUAUUGAUAGCAGUAGUAAGAAAAGGUAAAAGUUUAAGCCUUUUAUUAAGACUUAAAGUGGGGAAAGAUGCAUAUGCUCAUCAUGUAGAUUGAUUUGCCAACUUUAUUGGAUAUAGUAGAUAUUUUAGAGAAAAGAGGCAAAAUGCAUCAGUAUACAUCGCUUCAAACAAAAAGGAGGUGGAUAUUCCCACAGAAAUCGCUCGGCUGCUGCCACAUCCAAAAAUCCGCAGGGACUGCCCACUGUCAUCGCUGCGCCCCCAGCCCGUACCGCAUCGCUCACGGACCCGGCAGUCUUCCUGGAGAAUGGCCUCUCCCGCAGACAGCUGCUUUUCCCCGGGGCAUUUUGUUGGUGAUGACACCCUACAUCCUAGUGAUAGGGAGAAAAAUGUCCUAGAGACGUUUGGAAAUUACAGUCAAACUAAAAGAUCUCCCAAGACAAUGAUCCCCCACUAUGCCGUACACAUUCUCAAAAUGUACAGAAAAUAGCAUGAGGAAGGCCCAUCACUUUCAACAGUUGUCUACUUUCCAUCCUCCUUCCAUCUGUCGCACACUCUUCAAACCGCUAUAUUAAUAAACACGUUCAAUUGCAUCUUUCCAGACCUAUCUAGGCAGACAUCACCAAUAAUUACGAUCAUUUGCUUAUUUGUUUUCUGUCCUAGGAUGAGAGCACCAUGAGAACAGACUAUUUAUUGCUGUUUCCCCAGCACCUAAAACAAUGCCUGCUUGGCAUAGAGUAGGUGCUCAGUAAAUUAUCAUCUGAAAAAUGGACUAACUUUAAGAUGGAGAAUGCUCAUAGAUUAAGGCCACACGUGCAAUAUCAACUUUCAACAAAGGACACACAGAAAUAAGACAGAUAUAAACAUCUCAUUAAGCACUUAACUAGCCACUACUAUGCUGAAAAACUGUUUUAGUAUCAAGCUUUCAAGUUAGUCAAAAUUAAAGUUAUAAUUAACUUUAACAGCAAUGGAGAAAAUUGAAAAGCCUAUUAAGUUACCAUUAUCUCUAGUUCAUCAAAAUUGGCUUUAUAAUAAGAGGGGUAUAGUCUAGUAUUGAUUACUCUGGAGAAAUGGGCCGUCUCUUGCCUCACUGGGAGAACUGACCAGUAAAGGCUUUGCUAGGAAACCUUUGGCAGAAUAUUUUUAGCAUCUAAAAUGCUAUUCCAUAACUUCAGUCACCAUGCUUGGUAGUCAUAGGAGAAAACACAGAUGUCUGGUCCUGGAAUGGUCACCAGAGUAUCAUUGAUGGAAGCAAAAGGCAAGGGGUAAUCAGGGAAAUGUCUAAUUGUAGGUGUAAUGGGUAUUUGCAUGCAUAGUGUGGAAUGCUGUGUGGUGGACUUUUUUUUAAGUGGCAGAAAAAAUUAAAUUCCAAUUUAAUUUGAAAUAAUUAAAAAUUAAUUUUUAAAAGGAUAAGUCCAUGAUUUAUUGAUACAGAAUAACCUCCAAAAGAGAUUAUAUUUUUAUGAGAGAAAAGCAAGGUAAAACUUAAAAAAGAAGGGGGCUGUGUAAGUGCAGGCCUGUGUGUGUUGCACAGAAAAAUGUCUGAAGGCUGAAGGCCUAACGAGUCUCAAUAAGGGACUUAGAUUUUGGGGGUGUGCAAAGGUAGAGCACUUUUGAUACUGUUUUUUUUAUUUUAGGAAAAUGCAAGUAGUACUGUAUAUUUAAAUAUAUAUAAGAGAAAGGAAAAACUCUGAAUGGCAUUUGAGGAUCAUGUAUUAAUAUUGAUCAGUAGUGAUAUCCUGGUUUUAAUGGUUAUACUGUGGUUACCUGGUAGAGUCCCCUGUGUAAAGGACAUACCCACUGGAGUAUUAAAAAAUAAUAGGCCAUGAAGCCUGCAAUUUAUGGCACAGAAAUGCUCGCAAAUGGCAAAUCUGAUACAAGGGCAAGUAGGAGCACUGUGGCCUAUUUCUACAACUUCUACAUACAUCUGAAAUGAUUGCAAAAUAAUUUAAAAGGUGCAUACUCUACAGGCUGUUUUGUAACAUGGAUUUUUAAAAGUUUUUAUCAAGAUGUUAGUUGGAUUAUUUAAAAGAGUUACUGAUCUCCCGAGAUCUUACCCCAUGAGAAGGUCUAGAAAUGCAGUAGAGGAAAACCACAUAAGGAGCUUUUGCAAAACAGUUGCAAAAGCCGGCUAUAAAAGACAUGUGGGGACAAUCAAGGGAAAGCAUGUAUUUCUGGUUUUUGGUUGAUAUUAUGUGAUGACUGUUAAUCUUGUCUGUUGUGAAUAUAGCAUUAGAGUCAUUUAAGAAAAUGUCCUCAGAUAGUUGAGACUAUUAAGAAAGUAACUGGGAAUGAAAUGUCAUGAAGCCUGGGGCUGCUUAGAAAUACUUCAGCACAGAAGCAGGUAUGGAUGAAUAUUACUGUCAGAUUUUGGCAGUGAGUAAGUCAGAGUUCAUCAUGUAUCCUCUCUACACUCCUGUGUGUUUAGAAAUUUUCAUAAUGAAAUAUUAAAAAGAAAAAAUAAUCACAAAUACCUUCCUUUGUUAUUAAAGUGCUCUGAUUUUCUUUGUUUCAUUACCAAAUGUUGACAGUAUUUAAAAAUUAAAGAGUCUCAACAGGAGACUUACCAACCUAUUAUUAUUGAUUAUAUCAAAGAAAGGAAGUAAGAUUUAGGGCCAAAGAGAGAAAAGGAAGUUUCAUUUUUAACUUCACAUACUUCUGUAGUGUUUGAAUGUUUUUAGAAUGUUUGGGUAAGAAAGUGAAAAAAAUACAUAAAGUACAUUUGCUAAAAGAUCUGAGUGUCUUCACCAAACUGUUGGCAAUCGUUAUUUCUAGAAAGGGGAGUGACAUAGGGAAGGGGCUCUUGAAAUAAAGGAGAUGCUUUGUGUUUGUGUCCGGCCUCCUCCGCCCGGCCGAGUCUGAGCCCCAGGAGUCGGUGGGGUGGGCGCGGGGCCCUUGCUCCCUGGGGAGGGGUGAGGAUUCAGGCUCUCUGGGCGGGGCCUCGGCCGGACUCCGCCCACCGGCCCUGGCUGGUUGCUCACCCAGAGGCUCAGGUGCUCUUGAGAAGCCCAGUGCACAAAUGGGUGGGUGUCAAGGCCACCCAGUCUCCACGGCCUCAUCUUGGAUUCCUGAAUCAUCUGUUUUAUCAACAACGGCUAGAGUGAACGUGUUAAAAAUCCAUGUCAGGUUCGUGUCUGCCUCCUGCUGUUCAGCGUCCCUGCAUUCCCCAUGGGUUCUUGCCGACCUCGGACAUGGACCUGCCUGCCUACCCUGACCCCUCCCCAUUCCCCCAGGUUCGGUUCUAGCCACGGAGCAGCUUUUGUACCCUUCUUCAAGCACUUUGUCAUGCCCGGGUGUCCUCAUGUGGGGUGCCCUUUCCUAAGUCUGUCUGCUCUAAGGAGGCUGGCCGAGGGGCCCAGUUCCAAACCUUACACCAGACUGCUGCCAUUUUCUAAGCAUGUAUUCAUAAAUAUAUUUGCUGGUUGACUUCUGUGUGUCAGGCACUAGGAUAGGCCCUGUAUUUUAAAUGGCCUGGUCAGGGAAGGGCCCAGGAGGAACCAUGUCUGAGCAGGGAGGUGAGGGGGCAGGUGAGGGAGUGAGCCAUGUGGGCAUCUGGGGAAGGGCACCCAGCUGAGGUAAUGGCUCAUGCAAAGGCUGAGGUGGGCCUGAGCGUAGUUGUGUUUGAAGAGCAUCUGGAGGGGUCCAGUGUUGUGGAACAGAGGGAGGGGAGAUAACAUUGGAGAAUUGCUGGGUGCCCAGUCAAUUUGGCCUCGUCUGUCUAGUCUGUGUAGUGUUCUGAGGAAGGACCUGGCACGCAGCAAACCUCAGAACAUGUUAGCUGCCACUUGUGAUGAGGAUUCAUUAAUGUUCCCAAUCCAUCAGUGAGGGAAACAGGUAUGUGAAUCACUUAGAACUGGGGCUUGUAAUCUAUUAAGUGUUUAAGAAAAGGUUUUAUAUUUUGUUAUUACUAAUUAUUAUUCCCAGGCUACAAAUGAGGAACACCAAGGUGUGUGCAUAUCUUAAAGAGUUUUGUGCAAUUAAAUGCUCAAUAAAUGGGACCUAUUAUUUAUUA